AUGAGGACUUUACUGGUGGCGGGAGCCAUUUUUGUGUUUCUUUGUGUUGCUGAUAUUCACGGAGAUGUCACCACAACAAAACCCAAAUCACAGAAUAUAGAUUACAUUUCACUGCUGGAGAAAGGAAUAGCAAACCUCAUGAGUAACGUAUCUACACAGGGGAUUCCAAACCUCUCGGACCUUACGUCGCUCUUCCCCAAGAUGGACGUACAAAAUUUUCUUAAGAUAUUACAAAGGUUAAAUGUUUCCAUUCCAACGCAAUCACAAUCAUACGCGGCUCUGAAUUUCCUGAACAGCUCUUUGAGCAGAUUGAAACCAAUAGGAGAAUCAAUCCAGUCAAGUUUCCAGGCAAGCCAGAACUAUCAGAAGAUGCUGAGUCCAGCAUGUAAUGCAGCCAUGGGAACGUUGGGCUCUCAGCUUUUAUCUCAGAAGCAGUGGGCAUUGCAGAUGAUUGACUCGUGGGGUAAACCGCGAGCCGGAUUACUUGAAGGAAACAUUAAAUGGCGUGGAAUGUAUGACGAGUGUAUGGACACAGUGGCAGAAGUUGACGGGAAAAUCGCAUUUGAGACAAAUUCGUGUGGUGCGAACAUCCCUACACCCCUAAUGGGUCCGACUGGAAAAGUAGAGAUAAUCAUAGGAAUGUGUCUACCGUCUGCCUGUGUCAAUGGAGACCCAUAUCUCAUUGCCGACUCAUUUCUGUCAUUCAUCCCGACCACUCCAAAACUUACAACGAAUUUUGCCUGGUGUCAAACAGAGCCGGAUUACGACCUCAGAACAACAAUAACAAUAUGUGUAUGCGGUGCCUUCCUUGCUCUGAUCACGUUGGCGACUUUAUUCGAGAUACUCGUUGUUCAUCCAUACCAAAAGAACAUCAGUAAAAUUCCUGUUUUAUCUGAUAUUACUGCGAGUAAACCGACUCCAGAAGAUGUAAAAGAUGUAAAAGUAGAUAUUCCUAUGAAACCUGGUGUUAUACAAACGAUGGACCAUAAGCCAGCAGUCGCUACUAAAUAUAAAGGACUGUGCUCCAAGUUGCUCCUGUCCUUUUCGGCUUGGUCGAAUGGGAGGAAGCUGCUCAAUGCGGAACAAGCUGGGGGAAGCAUGGGAGCUAUCAAUGGUAUCCGCUUCUUCAGCAUGUCAUGGGUUAUUUUGGGACACACCUACAUAUUCCUUCUUUUACAGCAAGCUAUGGUGAAUGCAUAUCCAUUUGCAAAAAGGAUGCUGGAAAGGAGGACGUUUAUGGUUAUAACCAAUGGUCUUUUGUCUGUAGACACUUUCUUUACGCUGAGCGGCCUGUUAUUGGCGUACGUGUUUAUGAAGGAGAUGAAGAGAGAAAAAGGUCGCAUCAACUGGUUCAUGUUCUACUUCCAUAGGUUCUGGAGGUUAACUCCUCCCUACAUGCUGGUGAUGAUGCUCGAUAUCGUGUUGUUCCGUUACCUUGGUGACGGACCGAUGUGGACCCCAGAUGGUUUGGAAACAGACUACUGUAAAGAAUCAUGGUGGACAAAUCUUCUUUACGUGAACAAUUUUGUAAAAACAGAUAAAACGUGUUUCGGCUGGGCCUGGUAUCUUGCCAAUGACAUGCAGUUUUACUGGAUCAGUCCAGUGAUUCUUGUUCCUUUGUAUUUCUCAAAGAAGAUCGGGAGUGUGAUUGCUUUCUUAUUCUUAUUGGGAACAACAAUUGCAAGUGGAAUAGUAUCUAAACACUAUGAGCUACCCUCCACACAGUACUCCAUCGUACCUAAUCCACACAGCGGUGCAUACUUCAAUAAGUAUUACAUCAAGCCCUACUGUCGCAUGGGACCCUACAUUGUCGGUAUCAUGGCGGGUUAUAUCCUCUACAGGACAAAAGGCAAAUAUAAGAUCAAACCGCCAGUGAAUGUUUUCAUAUGGAUUGUGAUCACGGUUGUGGCCUGCCUGGUUACCUAUGGUCCUUACGAAGAGACUAUGGGGAAUUGGAUGAGUGUUGAUGUUGCCGCCCUUUAUAAUGCUACUCACAAGUCGUUGUGGGGAGUGUGUGUAUCCUGGGUCAUAUUCGCAUGCGUGACCGGAAAUGGCGGGUUCAUUAACACAUUUCUGUCCUGGAGUCCAUUCAUCCCCCUUGGCCGUUUGUCCUACUGUGCCUACCUUGUCCAUCCCAUUAUCAUGUUCGUGUACAUGAGAUCCCUCAGGCAGGCUGUGUACGCCACGGAUUUCGUCAUGAUCUAUCUUUUCCUUGGGCAUCUGGUGACAGCAUAUCUUGUGGCUUUUGUUGUAUCACUGGCCUUCGAGUCUCCAAUGAUGGGUCUGGAGAAAGCUAUAUUUCGUCGUGGAGAAAAGAAAAAACAAUAACUAUUAUCACUACAACGAUGGACGCAUCACAAUGAAAAGAGAUGUAUGUAACGUGUUUAUCUUUUUUUCUGUCAUUUAAACAAAAGGCAGAAGAUGACGCUAUGCUGCAAACAGCAAACGUACAGUGGUACAAAAGGUGUGUCAGAACAAAGUGAUAAAAUAUGUAUUGUUGGGUAUUAUAUUACUACAGAAACAUGGCAUUGAUAUUUGCACAUUAUAGUCACAAUGAUCAACAGGUAUGUAUAGUGGUAGCUUCAAUUAUUGAAAUAACAUAAAAAAAUCUUAUUCAAUUUGCGUUAUAAAUAUAUGUGGCAAGCUUUCUUAUAGUAUUUUGCACUAGUAGACAAUAUAAAAUGUAUCAUUAUCACGUAAUUCUGUGCGCAAUAGUAAUAUGGAUGUAAAUAGUUCGAUGUAAUGUAAUUUGAAUAAAUAAAAUCAUUGAUGUCGGAUUUGGAACCAAUCUAGCUGUAGAGAAUCUUGGGAAAUAACUUGCAUUUACUGAUUUAUUAGAUAGGAACUGUUAUAUGGAUGCUGGUGGUACAAUAAUGCGAUUUUUUUUAAGAAUACAAAAUAAAAUACUUAUUUGAAAAAGAACUGCAAAAGGUGUAUCAUUAAAAGCAUUGAACAAUAUUUCGGAAGCAAUAAUGCCGGACAUAUUUUGGCUUGACAUGGUUGCAUCACUGUACAAUAGCACUAGAAAUAUACCACAGAAAUGUUUAAGUUUUAUCGUUUUUAAAUAAAAUAUAUUUGUAUACAUGA
Pecten maximus is the source of this 3087-nucleotide messenger RNA. RefSeq names its product O-acyltransferase like protein-like. Gene Ontology annotation, molecular function: acyltransferase activity, transferring groups other than amino-acyl groups. The coding region runs from base 1 to 2328 and encodes 775 amino acids. Lineage: Eukaryota; Metazoa; Mollusca; Bivalvia; Pectinida; Pectinidae. The transcript has 15 exons. The record is from RefSeq and is a predicted model, not a curated record.